CAUUUCCACACGAGUCGCGUUGCCCGACCUUGUAACAAGCCCAUCCCUGGCAUACACAUAAUCACACUUUCUUUUCAACAUGUUCCGUUCAGCAAGUGGUCCCGGCGGGCUGAGUAUCAACACCGGCACUGCCAAUCUGUUUGGAAGUACACCCGCACACUCCACCGGCACCGGCACCGGCUUUGGCACGGCAACCGCCCAGCAACCGCAAAACACGGCAUCCUUGUUUGGAGGAGCACCGACUCCAGCCAGUGGAGGUUUGUUUGGAGGAGGAGCACCUUCGCAACAGCAACAGCAACAAACACCAAGUCUCUUUGGCCAGCAACCACAACAACAGCAGCCGUCGACCGGAGGUUUAUUCGGACAACCACAACAGCAACAACAACAGCAGCAGACAGGAGGAGGAAUCUUUGGCCAGCCUGCUCAGCAACAGCAAAAUAAUCCUGGUGGGGGGAUCUUUGGUCAACCGGCGCAACAACAGCAGCAGCAGCAACAACAACAACAACCACAACAACAACAAAUGUCUCUCUUCGGAGGAGGAGGAACCACGACGACCCCCGCCGCGACGGGCGGUGGCCUUUUCGGCGGCGGCGGCGUCGGCGCGACGGCACAACAACCGACGCAGCCGACUUCGCUCUUUGGCGGCGGCACUGCUCAACCAGCCCAACAGACGGGCACCACAACCUCCCUCUUUGGCACUGCCCAGCCAGCUCAACAGACCACCGGCACCACCACCAGCCUGUUUGGUCAGCCACAGCAGCAGCAACAACAGCAACAGCAACAGCCGCAGCAGCAGCAGACGACCUCUCUAUUCGGCGGCACCGGCGGCACCACCUCUCUCUUUGGCUCCAAGCCCGCCACCACAACCGGCACCACCAGCCUUUUCGGCACCACCCAACCCUCAACCACCACCACGGCCACUCAACCCACCACCACGGGCGGCGGCGGUGGUCUCUCCCUCUCCCUCGGCCAAGGCACCACCACUGCUUCCACUCAACAAAAUGCAGGCAGCAAAGUCGACCUCCCCAACCUGCGCUCCACCACGCGCUUCUCCGACCUGACCGACAGCCUGCAAUCCCAACUGACGCAAAUCGACGAGUCCAUCCAAAAGUGCAUUUCCGACUGCAACGCCAUCAACGCCUUCAUGCCCGGCCACGAACAACAGCUGUCUUCCAUUCCUUUGGACGUCUCCUUUGUCUCUCGCAAGUCCGAAGGCGCAGCUAGUGCUUUGAACAGUGACGUGCUGGCUAUUGCUUCCCUUAAGGAAACUGUGAAAAAGGACGCUGCCAAUGCGCGCCUCAGUUUCAAAGCUAUUGAUCAGCUGCGUUUGCCGGGGGGGUAUUGGCAGGCGGGUCUUUGGUCAUCCCGCUCCGCAGGCGGACAAGCUUCAGUUGGUGAAGAUGGUCAGAACGGUACUGGUGGUGCUGGAACUGCAAAGACAAAGAGUGUUGCUACGACCGGCGGUAAGUCGGCAGGUAGUGGAAGUGGUAGCGGUGCAGGAGUAGGAGGUGCAGGAGGAAAAGGAGGAGGCAAGACGGAGCAGGAGAUGGCAGACGAAGAGGAGGCCGACGAUGCGGAAAGUAAUCAGGAUUUGAUUGGGUAUUUCAGCAAGACGGCGGAUGAGAUGGAUGAGAUGAUGAAGCGGUUUGAGGAGAACUUGGGUGAGAUCGAGGUGCAUUUGCAUGGGGUGCAGGGUAAUGUGCUGGAGCAGUUGCAGAGGGCGGCGGCGAGCCAGAAGAUGCAGCUGGAUCAGGAGAAUGGCGUGAAUGGGGAGGGCGGCCAGGUUGAUCAGCGGGUGGUGGAGUUGGCGGCGGUGUUGAGGGACUUUGAGGAGAGUAUCCUCAAGGUGGCGGGCGUGGUGGGAGGGGUCAAGGAGGGUAUUACCGAGUUGCAGUUGAGGGAGUUUAUGGGAAAUGGUUCUUAGAUGGGCUGUUGACUGUUGACUUUUGACUAUUGACAAGAAAAGGGGGCGAGUGGAGAGGAAGGCUUUGUGAUUUGGUUUCUGUAGAAAAAGUAAAAUUACUUAAGAAGUUUGCUUGAAGAGAUGGUGGUGUCAAUACCCCCCGCGACAUCAUGGUAUGGAUUGCUAGCAGCUGGAGAUAGAAUAGUCCUUGCAACGUUUAUAGCAGUUUCAUCAGUUG
Neurospora tetrasperma FGSC 2508 is the source of this 2141-nucleotide messenger RNA. RefSeq lists its product as uncharacterized. The transcript has 3 exons. NCBI's taxonomy places the organism in Eukaryota, Fungi, Ascomycota, Sordariomycetes, Sordariales, Sordariaceae. Gene Ontology annotation, biological process: nucleocytoplasmic transport. Gene Ontology annotation, molecular function: structural constituent of nuclear pore. Gene Ontology annotation, cellular component: nuclear pore. The record is from RefSeq and is a predicted model, not a curated record. The coding region runs from base 80 to 1924 and encodes 614 amino acids.